GCCGGCGGCGAGGGGCGCCGCGGGGUCCCGGCUCCGGGCAGCCCCCGCGCGGUGCAGCCUGGGCGAACAUGGCCGCUUCCGGUCUCCCUCCCAGGCCGGCCCUGGCCUGACUGCGGCCCCUGCCCGGCGCGCUCGGCCCUCCGUGCUCGGCCCUCCGGAGCGGCAGCCGAGGAGGUCCCUUCAGCCUUUCGCUCGAGCGGCCGUCCCUGCCGCGUCAUGGAGAAGAGCUCGAGCUGCGAGAGUCUCGGCUCCCAGCCCGCCGUGGCUCGGCCGCCCAGCGUGGACUCCCUGUCCAGUUAAUGUGUUAAGAGCCAUUGGCAUUUGAAGAUCAUCAGAAGUGAAGAUAAAACAUCUCAGAUAUUAUAAUGGUCUCAAAGAAGACCUGUGUAGUUGAACUGGGGAAAACAAGAGGAAGAUAUAGAAGAGGAAGCUUGGAGUAGGAGUCAUGGGUCAUACGCCAACCGGAGGCCGUGUGCCUCUACUUCUCAUUCAGAGAACUCAGUGCAUACAAAAUCAGCUUCUGUUAUAUCAUCAGAUUCCAUUUCGACUUCUGCAGACAACUUUUCUCCUGAUUUGAGGGUCCUGAGGGAGUCUAACAAAUUAGCAGAAAUGGAAGAACCACCCUUGCUUCCAGGAGAAAAUAUUAAAGACAUGGCCAAAGAUGUAACUUACAUAUGUCCAUUCACUGGUGCUGUACGAGGAACACUGACUGUCACAAAUUACAGGCUGUAUUUCAAAAGCAUGGAGCGGGACCCCCCAUUUGUUUUAGAUGCUUCUCUUGGUGUGAUAAGUCGAGUGGAAAAAAUUGGUGGUGCUUCUAGUCGAGGUGAAAAUUCUUAUGGAUUAGAAACCAUGUGCAAGGAUAUUAGGAAUUUACGAUUUGCUCAUAAACCUGAGGGGCGAACAAGAAGAUCUAUAUUUGAGAAUCUGAUGAAAUAUGCAUUUCCUGUCUCUAAUAAUCUGCCUCUGUUUGCUUUUGAAUACAAAGAAAUAUUUCCAGAAAAUGGAUGGAAGCUGUAUGACCCUCUUUUAGAGUACAGAAGGCAGGGAAUUCCAAAUGAAAGUUGGAGAAUAACAAAGGUAAAUGAACGAUAUGAACUUUGUGACACAUAUCCUGCACUCUUGGUUGUGCCAGCAAAUAUUCCUGAUGAAGAAUUAAAGAGAGUGGCGUCCUUCAGGUCAAGGGGCCGUAUCCCAGUUUUAUCAUGGAUUCAUCCUGAAAGUCAAGCCACAGUCACUCGAUGCAGCCAGCCCCUGGUGGGAGUGAGUGGGAAGCGAAGUAAAGAGGAUGAAAAAUACCUUCAAGCUAUCAUGGAUUCCAACGCCCAAUCUCACAAAAUCUUUAUAUUUGAUGCCCGACCAAGUGUUAAUGCUGUUGCCAAUAAGGCAAAAGGUGGAGGUUAUGAAAGUGAAGAUGCUUAUCAAAAUGCAGAGCUAGUUUUUCUGGAUAUCCACAAUAUUCAUGUUAUGAGAGAGUCAUUACGGAAACUUAAGGAGAUUGUGUACCCAAAUAUUGAGGAAACUCAUUGGCUGUCUAACUUAGAAUCUACACACUGGCUAGAGCAUAUUAAGCUUAUUCUUGCAGGGGCUCUUAGGAUUGCUGACAAGGUAGAGUCAGGGAAGACUUCUGUGGUAGUGCAUUGCAGUGAUGGUUGGGAUCGCACAGCUCAGCUAACUUCCCUUGCUAUGCUCAUGUUAGAUGGAUACUAUCGAACCAUCCGAGGAUUUGAAGUCCUUGUGGAAAAAGAGUGGCUAAGCUUUGGACAUCGAUUCCAACUAAGAGUUGGCCAUGGAGAUAAGAACCACGCAGAUCCAGACAGAUCACCUGUUUUCCUUCAGUUUAUUGAUUGUGUCUGGCAAAUGACAAGACAGUUUCCUACUGCAUUUGAAUUCAAUGAGUACUUCCUCAUUACCAUUUUGGACCAUCUAUACAGCUGUUUAUUUGGAACAUUCCUCUGUAAUAGUGAACAGCAGAGAGGAAAAGAGAAUCUUCCUAAAAGGACUGUGUCAUUGUGGUCUUACAUAAAUAGCCAGCUGGAAGACUUCACUAAUCCUCUCUAUGGGAGCUAUUCCAAUCAUGUCCUUUAUCCAGUAGCCAGCAUGCGCCACCUAGAGCUUUGGGUGGGAUAUUAUAUAAGGUGGAAUCCACGCAUGAAACCACAGGAACCUAUUCACAGCAGAUAUAAAGAACUUCUUGCUAAACGAGCAGAGCUUCAGAAAAAAGUAGAAGAACUACAGAGAGAAAUCUCCAACCGCUCGACCUCAUCGUCAGAGAGAGCCAGCUCUCCUGCACAGUGUGUCACUCCUGUCCAAACUGUUGUAUGAAUGGACUGUUAGAUUAGAGGCAUCAUUGCUACGAACUCUUCAUUACUGUGGCAGCUUUAUGAGUAGAAAUUCUUCCAUAUUUCAACUCAUCUAUGAGAGAAAAAGUUCAGAUGCUUUAUUUUGUCUAAGAUGAGUCUAUAACUACAGCAGUGUGGGUGGCUCCCUUUGUAAUUACAGUUAUGACACUAACCUUAUGUCACCCAAAAUAUAUUAAAAUACUUCAAUUCUGUAUCUACAGUGGAAACAAGUUUCUAAUUUAAAGGGAAAAACUUCAGGAUCUUUUAAAAGCAAAAUACCGACUACUUUAGAAAUAUACUUCUGGGUAGCAGAAAGAUCACUGCAGAGAAUAGUUUUCAAACCAAAUCAACAUUGAAAUUUUAUGGAAUCACAUAUAUUGCCUUGACAUGACAGUUUAAAAUCAUACUUUUUUUUCUUUGUUGUAAUUGACUUUGAUCCACUUUAAAUUUCAUGCUUAAUAAGUACAAGGCAAAUUUGAAAAUGAUACAGUAUAGCUGAAAGCUGUUGCUGGCACUGUUUAUAUGCUUUAUUAGAGUGUUUUUAGAUAGCUAUUCCAAAAGCCUUACAGAAUGGUUUUGGGGAUGAUGAAGGGGACAAAACAGCAGCUAUUGUGAGUUGAAGGAACUCCAUAUGCUUCACCUAAUUGUCCAAUUUCAAGAACAUUUUAAAAACUGAACUUUACUUAAAUAAUGCUAAUUGGCAAGUUCUAAGGCAAUAUAGACUUUUUUUCCUUAAGUCUGUAUAAAUAGCUUAUGGUGAGAAGUACUGUACUCAAAAUUUACAUGAAUUAGUUUACUACUAGUUUCCUUUGCGCAAAUUCUGUAAUUCCAUCAAAUGAUUUGAGUCUACCAAAGAAUAUACUGCAUGUAAAGAUGAAUACAAUCUCAAUGCCAGUAAAAGAAAUCUUGCUUCACUGUUCGCCUGAGUUUGGUGCUGGUAUAAAUAUUUGACUUCUUGAUGUCUACUUUAUAUAAGAGCCAUAUGUAAUGUACUGUAACAAACAAGCUUCUUUCCCUUGGUCUUUUAAUUAAAAGAAAUUUCAACUAAUUUAAAA
Cavia porcellus (domestic guinea pig) is the source of this 3397-nucleotide messenger RNA. RefSeq names its product myotubularin related protein 2 (gene Mtmr2). Gene Ontology annotation, biological process: phosphatidylinositol dephosphorylation. NCBI's taxonomy places the organism in Eukaryota, Metazoa, Chordata, Mammalia, Rodentia, Caviidae. The transcript has 17 exons. The record is from RefSeq and is a predicted model, not a curated record. Gene Ontology annotation, molecular function: phosphatidylinositol-3,5-bisphosphate 3-phosphatase activity; phosphatidylinositol-3-phosphate phosphatase activity. Gene Ontology annotation, cellular component: membrane; cytoplasm. The coding region runs from base 610 to 2325 and encodes 571 amino acids.